AUGGUCUUCGGUCUUAGCCGCCUGACGCCGCAGCGCAUUAUCAUCUUCACUUCCGCAUCUGUAUUGUUCUGGCUAGUCGUAAUUGGAUUAACGCCAAUAACAUCACCACUCCCCCCCUAUACAGGGCCACAUGAGGUUGGCAUCUUAGACGUCGAGACACAAGUUGAGAAGCGUGUCAUUCGCGAAGCCACCUUGGAAGACACGGGAAAGAAUGCAUUCGAAUUAUCAACAUUGGCGGUGACACUCUACUACCCUUCUUCUCUGCCCAACAGCCCUCCCUCACAACAACCAUGGGCUCGUCCGUGGCUUCCUCAGCCAGUGUCGUUGAUUGGUCAGGGUUACUCGCGCCUUGCAGGUGUAUCCUUCUUGAGUCCUGUCUUUACUUUUGCCCUCUGGGCAUUGGGCUCGUCGACCGUCAUCCCUGGCAUUGUAGAUGCACCGGUUCUCUCUGGCUCCGAGAAGGUGCUUGUCGAGGAAGGCUCAGGCGCAGGCGGGUUUGGCAAGAUCUUGGAGGCAGCAGAGCAAGAGCAAGAGCAUACGGAGUUGAGGAGAGAUGAAAAGAUUGGGACGCUUCCCUGCGUCGUCUUCACGCAUGGGAUGGCUGGUAUGAGCCAGAGCUACUCACACUACCUAGGCAGUAUCGCCAGCCAUGGCUUUCUUGUCGCAGCAGUGGAGCAUCGCGAUGGCAGCGGGCCGGGGACUAUUGUUCACUAUCCCAACAAGACGGAAAGGCGUGUCUGGCACAUGAAGCUCAAGGAUCUCGUGUCUGACCCACCUAUGACCGACCUCGACCUAAAGGAAGCCCAACUCGCUUUCCGCGAGGCUGAGAUCGCGGAGACAAUUAAGCUCUUCGCACAACUUAACGACGGCGACGUACCAGUCAUCAACCUUAAGCCCGGUUCUCCUCGUGAAGCACUUUCUGGCUUUAAGGACCGCCUAGACAUAUCGGCUGUCACAGUAGCGGGUCAUUCUUACGGCGCCACUGGUGUCUUGCAGGCUCUCAAGUCCGCCGGACCCAAGGACUUGAGUCUUAACGGAGGUAUUGCGCUGGACCCCGGCAAAGGAUCAGGUCCGCUAAACAAGGACAUCAACGUUCCUCUACUGGUCAUGCAAAGUGGAGAGUGGACCGACAAGCAGACCACAUUCUACGAGCAGGGCUGGCACUUCGAUGUUGUUAAGAAAAUUGUUGAAAACGUGAAGGCUGGUUGGAUGAUGACCUUGACUGGCACUGCGCAUCCAUCUUGCACCGAUGCACCUCUCAUCGUACCUUGGAUUAUGAAGCUUGUGACAGGCACGUCACUCGAGUCAAGAGUUGCGUUGCACGAAUACAUUGACGCGUCAGUCCACUUCUUGAAGUUCUUGAAGACAGGCGAGAAGGGGGGCAUCCUUGCGAGCGACGUCACCAGCUCGGCAGGACCGUUGGGAGACGCUGACAAGCGUACAAAAGCGAAGGGAGAGUCUGGCGCAGAUUGGGAAGUCCACGUCGUGCCUGAAACAAAAUCUGAGUAG
Molecule: messenger RNA, 1509 nt
Organism: Didymella exigua CBS 183.55
Lineage: Eukaryota; Fungi; Ascomycota; Dothideomycetes; Pleosporales; Didymellaceae
Product: PAF-acetylhydrolase family member
Exons: 3
Coding region: 1-1509 (502 amino acids)
Molecular function (GO): 1-alkyl-2-acetylglycerophosphocholine esterase activity
Source: RefSeq, a predicted model, not a curated record